AGUCAUCGAUGUAAAUCUAUCAGGUUACAAAUCACGUGCUGACAAAUCUAAAAGUCCAAACGAAAGCGAAAGAUUGAGUUGUUUUGAAGAUUCAAUCAGUGCGGGUUCAAGAAAUCAACAAACACUGACACCAGAGUGAAGAUGGCAGAACCCAGAAAUCAGCUUCACAAGAUUGCUGGAAAGAAAUGCUACAUCCUUAUACCUGGAAGAACCUUCCAGUCUCAAGAAGCCUACAUAAACAAUUACCUUGAAGAACUGACUGGUCUGGAGAUGGCGCCCAGUGUGGAAGAGUGUGAUGUCAUUUUGGUUUUUUGCGCCAUUCAUUCUCGGGCUGGAACUGACAUCGACUCUGCAGUGAAACAACUAAAUGCCUUGUCACCAUCUAAACCCGCUGUUUUUAUGGUGGGCCAUCACACGUUUGACUCAGAGAAGACGGUAACAGACAGCAACAAAUAUGUGACCAGGAUGAAUACAUUAACAGUGGAUUGUCUAUUCAAUGAAGAUCUCCUUCUGAACUUCCCGAGGAACAUGGAAACUCUGGAGAAAAUAAAAGAAUGGCUGCUACAACAGGACACACAGAAACCAUCAGAAGAAUGUUUGGACAAACUAAGAGUUUCAUCAGAACUGAUACUCGUGCUGCUGGGCACAUCUGGGUAUGAGAAGACUGCAGUUGCAAACAUGAUAUUUGGCAGAGAAGACAGUCAGGAGGAUUUAUCUCAGGCCACCCAAAGGAAGACCAUAGUGGAGGAUGGAGAGGUGUGUGUGGAUGUGGAGGGGGAACAUGAAAGGUGGAAAGUGGUUCUUUUCAACACUCCUGACAAGUUAAGCUCUGGACACUUUGAGGAAGAAAUGCAGCAAAGUUUAUUUCUCAUCAGCCUGAUUAGCCAGAAACCUUACGCUUUGCUCCUAGUCAUAUCAGAAAAGCCAUGUACCGAAGAGAGAGAGACAGCAGUGAAAAUGAAAGAUUUUCUUCAGGAGAGAUUCAGCGACAGGCUCUUGAUCAUUUUUACUGUUACAGAUGAACCAAAGCUGAUUGGAAAUGUUGUCCAAGAACAAUGUGAUCAUGUCCUCAACAUUAGUCAGAGAGAGGACAGAUCUCAGGUUUCAAAGCUGAUGAAGAAGGUAGAGGAGAAGCUGCCAGGACGUUUUAAGAGUAGUGAAUUAACUGAUUCUAAAAUAGAAACAGCUAUAACAAACUCAAAACAGGUGCUGAUAGGAGAGGCUAGGGAUUACAAAAAAAGGACACUGAAAAAUCCUACGCAUACAGUCUGGUUCUCACCAGAACCCAAUGAGCCUUUUGUAUUAAUGAGCAAAGUGUCAUAUAUGGAGUAGUUUAUAUCCUGCAUUAAAACCAGGAUGAUAUACAAAGCCCAUGUUUAGCAAAAUGCAUAAUAUGAAUACAAAAGCUGAAAUGCCACAUUAUUGUAAUGUGUGUUAUGCAGAACAAUUGAAUCAUUUAACAUACUCUUGUUCUUUCACUUUUCAAUAUAAAACACACCAAAUGUUCCAAUAUCUUGGCUGGGAGAGCACAGAUAAUCAUUGAAUGAUCAUUGAUUGAGUGUGUUUUAAAUUUGAAAGAAGGACUUUGGAUGGCGUUUGUGUUUGUGUAAAAUUGGUAUUUCCCUCACUGACUUGAUUAAGGGAACUGUGUUUUCUUUUGCUUUCACGUGAUUUAAAUAAAUCUAAAAUGUGUAUACAUGUUUGUUCAUAUACUGUA
Molecule: messenger RNA, 1717 nt
Organism: Danio rerio (zebrafish)
Lineage: Eukaryota; Metazoa; Chordata; Actinopteri; Cypriniformes; Danionidae
Source: RefSeq, a predicted model, not a curated record